AUGGUUGACACUUUCAAGCGUCUUUUGUACGACAUAAGCAAACGACUUUCUAAGGAAGAAGUUAUAGAUCUUGUGUACCUUUGUAAGGUUCCACAAUCAGCGCAGACGAAAAUACAAGAUGGGAAAGAUCUAUUUAAAUAUUUAGAAGAAACUGGUGUUAUUAAUGAACAAAAAAUUCAUACACUUAAAAAAGUGCUAUAUCUAUUACGACCAAAACGUCAAGAUCUGUUGGAUUUAGUCGACAGAAAAUUUCCUGAGGAUGAUAAUCGAUCGAAUCGUUCAAUCUCUAUUUGUACGACAAAUACAAUAAAUACCGUAAAAAGCGACACAAGUGGAUAUUCUUACGUUGCCAAUACAAAUUAAAGCACAUGCUUUCAAGUCAAGCAAGACAAAAUGCAGACGGUGGCGAUGGUGCACAGCCACAGAAGAAAUAUUUCAUUGUUGACUGUUACUGUAUUCAAUUUUACGGAUGCUCAAUAACGAAACCUUUCUGUUGUUGCUACGGGACGACAAUCCUCCUGCUUUUCCUGCUUCUGAUUUCUGUUCUCUUUUGGUUUUCAGGAAAACCUAAGACUGUGCACACGUACCUCAAUGCGAACGAGUAUCGUAAGGAUAUCGGUUUUAUCGUUGUAAGUGUGCUAUCAUUUUUACUCAUAAUUGUGAUAUUUCCAUACCUGAUUCGAAAGCAUGGUCCAAAGAUAUUUACGUGGUGUAAUCGAAAAGGUCGUGAGACUCGUGAACGACGACGAAGUCUACGAAAUGAACGGCAGCUACUACGCGAAAGUCAAGCGGUGUUAAGCCUGUCUGAACAAAGUUCACGAAAUUCUGCUGCGAAAUUGAAAGUUGAUAAUUAUCCAUCAGAUCAGCGUACACACGAAAACUCAGUACUUGAUAUAGAAGCCCAGAGACCAGGAAACCAGAUACAGUCCAUAUGA
Molecule: messenger RNA, 935 nt
Organism: Paramuricea clavata
Lineage: Eukaryota; Metazoa; Cnidaria; Anthozoa; Malacalcyonacea; Plexauridae
Source: the annotation of a GenBank genome assembly